AUGGCUUCCAACCACCAUAACCACCGUCCUCACCGCCUCUCUCUUCCGCCGCGAACCUCCACUCCAACUACCCCAAUCACCCCCUCCCGCCACUACCCGCCGUUCACUCCAACUCCAACCCCAUCCAAACACCGUCUAACGUCGUUCUCCGCCACAAAAUCCAAAAAAAUCUCUCCGUCUUCCCUCUUCCUCCUCCUCUUCUCUCUCCGAUCUCUCUACUCUCUCCUCCCAUUCCUCCAAUCAUCGCCGUCGUCGUUCUCCGUCUUCCCGUUCUCGUUCCUUGUAUCUCUCUUAUCGUUCCUUUUAUCUCUCUCCUUCUCUCUCUUCAAACAAACCGUAAAACCUAAAUCCAUCUUCGCGUUUCAUCGUUCAAUCACCAAAUUCCAGCAAAGGAUUCUCUUCGCCAAAUCGGUUCUUCUAGCAAUUGUCUUCCUCCUCCGUUUCCAAGCUCUCCGGUACUGCGGCACCGCCGCCAUGAUCCUGGCGGAAAUGUCCGGUUACGUGGCCUCUCAUUUCGUCGCCGGACGAAAUCGAAGCUUGAUUCAUCUAGAUCGCGUUGGUGCCAACAAGGUUCGUGGAUUUUUCGCACUGUUUAUUGGAGUAUUUCUGUUAUCUAUUAGUUGGGAUCGAAUUGAAUGCUUUCCAUUCUCUUUCGUCAACCUCAGUAAACUAGGGUUUUCAUCUGUUCUUAUUCCCAAUAGUGAGAAAUGCGUUAGGGUGUGGCCAAUGCUGCUUCCUUUUCUUUCAGGGUUUUUGGGUGGUUAUGAACAAGGGUCCGUAAAUUGGGGAACACUUAGGGAUUUAGGUCGAAAAGAGGUUCGAUUAAUUGCAUUGUUUUACACUACAAUCUUGCUGUUUAUUCCUGCUGCCAUUAGUAUGCUGGUCUUUGAAGCAGAAGGAGAUAGUGUUUCAAUUGGGAGCCUAGGGUGGCCAUUGGCAAACACAGUAGUUUUCGGGGUGCUUUUGAGUGAAAACUACACCGAUGAGAGACUGAUAAGCUCGAAAGAUUUCCGAAAAGAGUUUCUUGUGACAUUUGUAUGCACGAUUAUACUCGAAUUGCUCUAUUAUCCAGAGCUUUCGCUAUGGGGACUACUGAUUUGUGGUAUGUUGCUUGGAGUUGGUGUGAUGGAAUUAGAUCCAAUUCACUCGAAUUCUAUGGAAUUAGGGUUAGAAUCCCCAGAUACGUUUUUAGCCUCAAUCACAAAGAUCAUUCGUCACAUUGUGAGCGAAAGGAAGUCAAGAAAGAUUGCGGUUUUUCUCUUGAUUAACACAGGUUAUAUGGUGGUGGAAUUUGUUGCGGGUUUUAUGAACAAUAGUCUUGGAUUGAUAUCUGAUGCCUGCCAUAUGUUGUUUGAUUGUGCCGCACUUGCAAUCGGUCUUUAUGCUUCAUAUAUUGCUAGAUUACCGGCAAAUGAUAAGUAUACUUACGGGCGUGGGAGAUUUGAGGUUUUAUCUGGUUAUACGAAUGCGGUUUUUCUUGUUUUGGUUGGAGCGUUGAUAGUGUUGGAGUCCUUGGAAAGAAUUUUGGAGCCUCAGGAGAUUUCGACUUCUAGUUUGUUGACGGUUUCGAUUGGUGGGCUUGCAGUUAAUGUGGUGGGGUUGAUCUUCUUUCACGAUGAGCACCAUCAUGCCCAUGGUGGCGGUGCAUCAUGUUCACACUCGCAUUCUCAUCAUCAUUCACAUGUGCAUAGUGGACAUGAUCAUGAUCAUGAUCACCACGACCAUGAUCACCAUGGCCAUUACCAUGAUCAUGUUCCCACUAGCUCAAUUGGUGUUCCUGGAGAAGAUAAACAAAAGCACCAUGACCAUCAACAUGACCACCACCAUGAUAAUCACAAUGACCAUGGCCAGCAUCAGGAUCACCAUGAUCAUGGACAGCAUCAGGAUCACCAUGACCAUGGCCAGCAUCAUGAUCAUCAUGACCAUGGCCAUCGCCAGGAUGACCACGACCAUGGCCAUCAUCAUGAUAAACAAAAACACCAUCACCAUCACAUCGAUCACAACAUGGAAGGCAUUUUCUUGCACGUUCUAGCCGACACCUUAGGAAGUGUCGGUGUCGUCGUUUCAACGCUUCUCAUCCAAUACAAAGGAUGGCUCAUCGCCGACCCUGCUUGCUCCAUCUUCAUAUCCGUAUUAAUCGUCUCUUCCGUGAUUCCAUUGCUAAGAAACUCCGCGGAAGUUUUAUUGCAACGAGUUCCUAGAGCUCAUGAGCACGACCUAAAAGCAGCAGUAAGUAGUAUCAUGAAGAUAAAGGGUAUAUCCGGCAUUCAAAACUUUCACGUAUGGAGUCUUGCUAACAAUGAUAUCAUUGGUACCCUUCGCAUGUACAUCUCUUCGGGAACAGACAAGAUUUCUACAAAGAAACAGGUUUCAGACAUUUUACACGAUGCGGGCAUCAAGGAUUUGACAUUACAGGUGGAAUAUGUUGUCGGUAGUUGAAGGAAAAGGUAUGCCCGUUUCAAGAAAUCUUGAACGGGCUCCAAGAUUUGAACUUUUUGGAACGAGCAAACGACAAUAUAACUAUAGAGAGUCUGCCAGUUUCGGACCAGCAUGUUUUCUUGAAAUACUUCUUGAUGACGAUUUUCUUGAUGGGUUUGAAAGGAAACAAGGCGGACAGAGAUACAAACGUGUAUGGUUGAACCGAGCAUUUUGAUUCAGAUGCAUACACAUUUCUUUCUAACUGUAAGUUAUACGGUCUUAAUGCUAUAUUGAAUUGGUGGCGGCGGCAAGAGGUGGUGGCUGAAAGCGGAAACAGGUAUAUAUUGAAACCGAGCCGCCUGCAUCGCGGUAGUGAUGUGUGAUUUCUUACUACUAAAGGUGUAAACAAGUUUAAUGGAUUUUGGCAAAACUAGAGGUGCAUUUUCUUGGUUGUUUUACAGUUUUAACAAUAUACAGUUAAUGUGAUGACAAUUAGGGGGGUUUGGUUCAUCGGUUGAUCAAAUUCACGAUCUUGCUCGGAAUACUCCUUUGACGUAUUUCGUGAACCGAAACGGCCCGUAACGAUUAUAUGUACCAAUUGGAUGGGAAGUGAUGGUAGAUUUUAUGGGCACAAAGUUGGUUUAUGUUGUAGAACUUCAAUAGAAAUGGCACUCUUUUUUUUUUAAUGUAUAGAAAGUCAUCCCGUCUAACCAAAGCCGACCGAUCCAAUUAGAACCGACAGACUAUAUUUGGAUUGGAUCAAAUCUAAAAUUCCAACAUUCAAAUGGGAUCGGUCGGUUCUUAAAUAGCAGUUCAUAUUCAAUGAAACCAAACCG
Messenger RNA from Cynara cardunculus var. scolymus (artichoke), 3254 nucleotides. RefSeq names its product probable zinc transporter protein DDB_G0291141. Gene Ontology annotation, cellular component: Golgi apparatus; membrane. The record is from RefSeq and is a predicted model, not a curated record. Lineage: Eukaryota; Viridiplantae; Streptophyta; Magnoliopsida; Asterales; Asteraceae. Gene Ontology annotation, molecular function: zinc ion transmembrane transporter activity. Bases 1 to 2439 code for a protein of 812 amino acids. Gene Ontology annotation, biological process: zinc ion transport; intracellular zinc ion homeostasis; transmembrane transport. The transcript has a single exon.